AUAUCACGCUCUAUUUAAUGGUAUUAAACAUAAUUUCGCCAAUUUCAUCCUUUGAUUCAUUCAGUUAGCAUUAGCAUGAUAGCUGUUGCUGCAUUCAAACACACGCUUUCUAACAGCGCCUCUCUUCGAUCUGCUGUUUAAGUCUCUUUUACACUAAAAUAAUCCAGCAUUGGACCUUUGUGACUAAUUGUGUGUUAUUCUAUUGAUUUCUUUCAGCGUUUACUGCUAAAAUGGAUUUAUUUGAUGAUCUUCCGGAACCUACAAAUGAUCCAGGUCCUGUGAAAGCCAAGCAGCCGGAGGAGGAGGAGCGAGGAGAGAAGAGGAAGAGAGACGUCUGCUCGCAGGACACAGAGGUGGAGGACAAGAGACGAGAGGAAAAGAAAGUUUGUAAAGCAGAUCUGCCGAAGCUGACGGGUUUUGUGUCAGCGAGACGCGGCGAACGAGAGGAGAUGCAAGAUGCACACGUUCUGCUUCCAGACCUGACAGCCACCAUCCUCCCCUCGCAAGUGUGAGUGAUCUAUCUCUCCAUCUAUCUAUCUAUCUAUCUAUCUAUCUAUCUAUCUAUCUAUCUAUCUAUCUAUCUAUCUAUCUAUCUGUGUGUGUCCGUCUGUCUGUCCAUCCAUCUAUCAUCCAUCCAU
Messenger RNA from Cyprinus carpio (common carp), 638 nucleotides. Its product is annotated as integrin-linked kinase-associated serine/threonine phosphatase 2C-like. NCBI's taxonomy places the organism in Eukaryota, Metazoa, Chordata, Actinopteri, Cypriniformes, Cyprinidae. Bases 231 to 512 code for a protein of 93 amino acids. The transcript is spliced from 4 exons. The record is from RefSeq and is a predicted model, not a curated record.